Messenger RNA from Closterium sp. Naga37s-1, 1827 nucleotides. The record is from the annotation of a GenBank genome assembly. Lineage: Eukaryota; Viridiplantae; Streptophyta; Zygnematophyceae; Desmidiales; Closteriaceae.
AUGCGCUUGCCACGAUGGGCGGCGUAUCGCGCGGAUCCAGUGACGCCGACGGGCGUGCGAAGGGAAGAAAGCGGGGAGGACCUGCGCGUCAGGUCAGAGCCGUGGAGACGGCCCGCGAUCAGCAACCCGUGGAACCUGGCAGGAGGCCAGCGCGGGAUGGAUGGAAGGCGUGAUAACGCCGACGACGACGGAUCCCCCACUGCGCGGGGCGGCGGAAGGCGUGACGCGGCCGACGAAGACAGAUCCCCCACUGCGCGGGGCGGCGGAAGGCGCGACGCGGCCGACGACGACGAAUCCCCCACUGCGCGGGGCGGCGGAAGGCGUGACGCGGCCGACAAAGACAGAUCCCCCACGGCGCGGGGCGGCGGAAGGCGUGAUAACGCCGAUGACGACGCAUCCCCCAAUGCGCGGGGCGGCGGAAGGCGUGACGCGGCCGACGGCGACGGAUCCCCCACUGCGCGGGGCGGCGGAAGGCGCGAUGCGGCCGACGACGACGGAUCCCCCACUGCGCGGGGCGGCGGAAGGCAUGACGCGGCCGACGAGGAGGAGUUCCCCACUGCGCGGGGCGGCGGAAAGCGCGACAUCGCCAACGAUGAGCAGGAUCUCCCUGCUGAGCGAGAAGAAGGAAGGCAAGGGUACAAGAACAGGGAUGAAGGGGAGCGAGUCCGACGCGAAAUGGCGCGGGAGGAUGACGAAGAAGACAGGAAUGGAGAGCGCUCACCUGGGGGACGGUGCGAAGAGGUCGGCAAGCAGAUCGGGAACAGCGGGAAGACGAGCGGGACUACGAGGAGCGACACCAGCGAAGCCCGCCUAGGUGGGAGCGGGGGCGCAACGGAGAAGGAGGAGAAAGGGGCUGGGGAAGGCUUUCACCGCACGGUUCCAGAGCAGAGGGAGGAGGUCAGCAGCGGAGGGAGCAAGAGCAGCAUCGCCAGGAACGUUCGCCUGUGCAAAGAGAGAGGAGAUGGGGUGAUCAGGAGGGGUACAGGAAGGACCGCGAAGAUGAUCGGAGGAGGGGUGCGAGUCCAAUUGAAAAUAGAAGGCUACGACAACACGGAGAGGGAUCGAGUGGGGCAAGAGCAGCUCGUGAGGGGCUGGAGCGAGCACUGUACGGGACAAGCACGGGAAGCAGAGGAGAGAAGGGGAGGCAGCGAGGGGCUGCUUUGUCAGAUCGGGGAGGCUCUGGGAGCUGGGAUAUGGGGAGAUGGGGCACGACGGCAGCGCCACGGCAGUGAAGCCGUGGGGCGGCGCAGCGGGGCCAGGGACGGAGGAGGGAAGCAAGUGAGGAAGGUGAGGGCCUGGGCAGUGGCAGAAGGGGAAGAGAAGGACGAGCAGGUGGGGGCAUGGGCAGCGGCAGAAGGGGAAGAGAAGGACGAGCAGGUGGGGGCAUGGGCAGUGGAAGAAGGGAAAGAGAAGGACGAGAAGGAGGAAGCGGGGGUGUGUGAACUAGGAACAGUAGACACUGAAGGGGAGGACAAGAAGGUGGGGGCAUGGGCAGCCGCAGAAGGGGAAGGGAAGGACGAGAAAGAGGGGGCAGGGGCGUGCGAACCAGCAGCACCAGAAGCGGAAGAGAGGGAGGAGCAGGUGGGGGCAGGAGCGUGUGCACUAGCAGUAGCGGACGUUGAAGAGAAGGACGAGCAGGUGGGGGCAGGAGUGUGUGUUCCAGCGGCGGCAGAAGUGAUGGGGCAGGACGAAAAGGGGAGUGACGCGAAGUUGGUGACAAGGGGAGUUGCGAAGUUCAUUGGGAAGAGCUCAAGGCGCCUCGAGGGACAGGAAAUCGGCAGCGGCCAAUCCACGGCCCAGGCCACUCCAACCCAACCCGGUUCGUAG